This is a messenger RNA of Kickxella alabastrina, 369 nucleotides long. RefSeq lists its product as uncharacterized. The transcript has a single exon. The record is from RefSeq and is a predicted model, not a curated record. The coding region runs from base 1 to 369 and encodes 122 amino acids. Lineage: Eukaryota; Fungi; Kickxellomycota; Kickxellomycetes; Kickxellales; Kickxellaceae.
AUGGGUGAGGUCUUUGGAAACUGUUUAGGGGUCAGAGGUAGUUGUGGUACUAUUGUUUUUGUCACUGCUGGUGCUGUGUCUGGCGUCGAUACCAUUGUCCUUGCCCCUUCUGAUGCCUCUGCCGGUGCUGCUGCCAAUUUCCCUGUGGGGAUAAUUGCCUUCUUGGUGCACGCCACUGUAAUUUGCUCCAUCAGUGGCUUGCUCAUCCAGUCGUCGUCCUGUCGGCGGCAAAGCCUCUUUGGUGGGCAAUGCGUGAUAAUAUUCCCUGCAAAGAGCCAGUAUUUUUUGUCCGUCGACUUCCAUCCACAUUGCAGUGUCCAGAAACCUGUCUGUAGAUGGGCUGCAUUAGCGGCCCUGUCUGCUUUUUAG